UUUUUUUUCCCUUUGGCAAAGAAUAUCAAUCCUUUGUCCUGCUCCCUAUAGCUAGUUUCUCUUUCUUUGUGCUAUCACAACGUCAAGAAAGGGUUUUUUUCAAAAUACAAUGGAUACCAACAACUGGAGGCCUAAUACUCCUAACGGAGAGCCCACCAUGGACACGGCUGAUUGGAGAACACAAUUACAGCUUGGUUCACAACAAAGAAUUGUCAACAAGGUGUAAGUUAAACUAUUUUGCGUUAAGUGAAGUGAUUGUAGAUUGCUUAAUUUGUUUUUCUAAAAGUUAAGCUUAUUACCCUGAGAGGAACCUACUUUCUAUUCCCUAGUUUAUUGUUUGUUGUGCAAAUAAAUUUAUAAGAGAGUU
Rubroshorea leprosula is the source of this 367-nucleotide messenger RNA. NCBI's taxonomy places the organism in Eukaryota, Viridiplantae, Streptophyta, Magnoliopsida, Malvales, Dipterocarpaceae. The record is from the annotation of a GenBank genome assembly.